Echinostoma caproni is the source of this 2829-nucleotide messenger RNA. NCBI's taxonomy places the organism in Eukaryota, Metazoa, Platyhelminthes, Trematoda, Plagiorchiida, Echinostomatidae. The record is from the annotation of a GenBank genome assembly.
AUGAAAUUACUUAUCGAAUUCCUUGUUGUCGUUUUCUUUCCAUACCUAUUCCCACCUACAUUUUCGGUGAACAAGCUACCUCAAAGUCUCUUGGUAUCGGUUGAGGAAAUCCUCGCUCACCCGGCCGAGCAAGUGUUCAACACGGAUAUUAUGACACUAACUGAUUGUAGCCUGGAUUCCGGAUUGGGUUAUGUGUGUAAUCACAGAUCAUCUGCCUCAGUCCUGCCACCAUUACCAAUAGCUUCACUUUCUGCACCAACCAGUGGUACUCCCCAAUCGCUUAUUCUAAACACGAGAAUUGUGGGUGCACUCACGGAUCUGGUCUCUACCAUCUACUGCAAUCUGGAGAAGUCUGUCGCAUCGAUCGAGAGAAAAGGGAACAAGCAGGCCGUAUCGUCUAACAUAUCGUCGUCGGCUGCGGGUACCCCGGAUCAGUCUGACGGGGAAGGUUCGGAGAGCAACUAUAAAAUCCUAAUUGCUCCGGGUGAAUCAUCCUCUUCACGACUAUCAGAUGAUUCUGGUGCGACGGAUGAGCAGAAAGUUGCCGGCAAACAGUUCGGUAAUUACACUCCCACCGAUCCCACUACUGGACCGCCGUCUCAAAAUGAUGCCAGCGUUGUGAAGCAUCGACGAUCUUCCGGUCGAUGGAAGAAACACUUGGGUGAUGUAUUCUUGCAAUUGGGUGAAUUGGACAAAGCGCAACAGUACUAUGAUGCGACUAUCCAACUGCUUCGUCCAGUCAUGGAUAAUCUGUGGGUUGCAGGUGCCCUGGAGGGUUUGUGUGCUGUUGCAGUGGCCCGAAAAUUGCUUCGAACACAGUUCGCCGACCUUUUUCCUCGUUCGCGCCGUCCUUUGCGUCCUAUGCAUCUCCGCUAUACUCCCGGUGAACGUAGUCAGCCACGUUCAAUUGACGCAUCGGGUUUAGAUUUGGCCUCUCAAAAACAGAAACCACUACCUCAGUACAGCGCCGUUGAUUAUCGGAAUAUGGCUAUGGAGGCCCUGGAAUUAUAUCGAAAGAACGCACUCAAACCGAAGCGCCUUAAAACUCUAGUCGCUUUGUAUCAGUCAAUGGGGUACAAACGUCGGGCCGGAUUUGUAGCCUGGCAUGCUUUGGACCAAAAUCUGAAAUCAGUGAAUGAUUCGAAUUUUGGUUGCUUGUUCCAAAGUCUUCGGUUGCGUAUUUUUCCUGCUUUCGUGGAUACAGGGGGUUCGGUCGACAGUCCAGGUAGCUUGAUCCAUACUGACUCGGGCAUUGGAUCACAAGUCAGUCCAAACAGCCCCCAUCCAUUGUUGGUUAUGCCACAAAGCGGUGGUGCGUUGCGACGUCCCGCGCAACCGGCUGCAGUCUAUCCGAUGAUGCAACAGCAGAUCAUGGCCUGGUAUCGGGGUAUUUCUGCUGGGGGAUCGAAUGCUUCUCGAUUCAGUCGUGCGGCCAAACCUACCAACAACUCCAGUGCUACAAACCGCGGUGCAAGCCAGUUCCGCCAAAGCAAACGUAUCCACCAAAAUGACCAAGCGCUCAUGCUGUCUGACAAUGUGCGCUACUUGCCAACCGGAUGGGCUGGGUUGCAAGCCGCUGUUCUUGGCCGCAUUAUCGAUCAGUUCAAGAUUGACGUGCAAUUCGAGGAUAUAUUACAUUUGUCCUGGGAUAAAGCAUUACAAUUCGUUGGAUUCAUAUUUUCUCUGUUGGAUGCUUGGCCAAACAAACUGGAUGAAGCCAGAUGCGUCAUGUGUAUGGAAGAUCUGUGCCGAUUGGCAGUCAUGCGUUGCCCGGAUCAGCCCACUAUCGCUUCCUCAAUGUCUUGCUUCGCUGCGUUCGCCUCGGGCAAUGCGGAUCGUCGUCAAUGGGCCCGACAGACUGGGCUUUUGACAAGCACUCAGCCGAAUCCAGCCACAAUUGAACGAGAGGCCACCAUUCAACCCUCUCAGUCUACACAGCUCCGACAGUUGGUCGAUCUGGUCGAGGUCCCUGUCUAUCGACUCCCAUUAGUCCAGUCAAUUCAUCUACUUCCUGUCGUCCCUUAUCUCAUUCCUUGUGAGCUGUCCAAAGAAGGUUUGGCUUCUGCAGUCCCAAUUCACCGAAACUCGGUACACUCCUGUGGACCUCCUGAGAGUGAGAUCUCUGUGGCCACAGUUACCGAACUGAAGGUACAUUCAGGUCCGUUUUUCUACGCACCGAGUGCCCAGGAUCCCACUGCUGAUCCGCGAAUUGUAUCAAUUGACUGGGUUUGCGAGGAACCAGUCUGUGUGGAAUUAAUGGUGGACAAUCAGUUGCCGGUUGAUCUGCGCAUAUCAGAAGUAUGCAUUGAACUGACGCCAUUGUCCAACAGGGAACCCGGCGGUCAUCACUGUUCGUCCGUUUGUUCGCCGUCGGAAUACAGCAGUUUGACCAGUGGAAUUCAGCAGAAUACUAUUCAGUUAGAAGCGGCUCGUCUUGUGAUGGAGGUACCCUCAGUGACUCGAGGGCGUAUCUCAGUUGACCGGGUCUCCAUGCGAAAGCGCCCUUCCUGUCUGAAACCUCUCACACAGCGUUUUUUCAAUGUGCCACUAAAUGAAGCGUGCCUGCUGGAGACGGCCGAGGAUCAUAUUCGAUACCCGAGUACGAAUUUACAGUCCGCCUGGCGUCGCCGAAAUCAGAGUCAGAGUUGUACCAUUCCAGCUAAUCAAAGUGGUAUUCGUCUUGUGUUCACGUUCAUUCCAAUGGCUGAAAUGCACACAAUCGAGUCAAGUAUGGAUGACUCAAACACCAAACCGAUGGUGAGUAUUUGGUAUCUAUCCAGUCACUUUACUGUAUAUUCCACAGAUAAAGCCUACUUGUAUAGAAUGUGA